GGCACGGAGCUGCCUCCUCCCCGAGCAGUGUUCGGGCACCCCGUAGGAAAAAUCGGCAGAAGAAAUCACAUUAGGGAAAAGAGGGAGAGUGAACGAUUUCGAAAAGGGCGUUUGCGCGAAGCAAAGCUUGAGGGAAAAAAAUCUUGGAAGUACCCGAGAUGGGAGAUGCCGGUGUGAGCAACUACAUGGAGUGCAAGACAAUGAUAAGAAGCCCUGUAACUAUCUUGACUCGGCAAGGCAGCGCAGAACUCGAAUUGGCAGGUGUUCAUCUUCAUGAAGGAAAGAAACACUAGAAGUUCGGACUAGAGCUGGAGUGUUUGCUUCAAGAUGCCCCAAAGGGAAAAUACUCAUCUGCAAGUCCCUUCUUUCAAAACUGCCAGUGUUCUUUCAAUCAAAGAAAAACGUAUUUUGAGAAAGAUGACUUGUGAAGUCUGUGAACAAAGCUGUCUUCACAAGGAUACCGAAUGAAAGACAUCAUGCCUUACAAGGGACACUGGUCUUGAAGGGUGACACUGUGCUCUUAAAGUAAAACACAGGCACUGUAAAAACCCUGAUCCUGAACAAGAAUAAGGAUUAUAAAAACUGCAUCAGAAUGUUUGUUAGUCCCAGGAGAGUCAGAAAAUGCCAUUUUUUGCAGCUAUGUGCCACUUGCUUCAUACUGUGUCUCAUGAUUUUUUGGAUACCGUUUGAUAAUCAAAUUGUGAGCCAUAUGAAGUCCUAUUCCUACAGAUACCUCAUAAAUAGUUACCAUUUUGUGAAUGACAGCCUGUCUAUCAGCAGGGAUAACCUGAACAGGGUAUCAAGCUACCAAUACUUGAUCAACCACAGAGAGAAAUGUCAGCAGCAGGAUGUCCUUCUCCUACUGUUUGUGAAGUCUUCUCCUGAAAACCGUUAUCGAAGGGAUGCAAUCAGACAAACUUGGGGUGAUGAGAAGUAUGUUCGUUCUCAACUUAAUGCCAACAUUAAAACCCUUUUUGCUUUAGGACGCCCAACACACCAUGAGCAGAAAACACAGCAGCAAAGAGAACUUGAGCUCGAAGACCAGAAAUACCAGGAUUUGAUUCAGCAAGACUUCUUGGAUACUUUUCACAAUCUCACUCUUAAAUUGCUUUUGCAGUUUAGCUGGGUGAAGGCCUACUGUCCUCAUGCCAGGUUCAUUAUGUCUGCAGAUGAUGACAUAUUUAUCCAUAUGCCAAAUCUCAUUGCUUAUCUCCAAAGCCUCACGCAAAUGGGUGCUCAAGAUCUCUGGAUUGGUCGUGUCCAUCGUGGAUCCCCUCCCAUAAGAGACAGGAGGAGCAAAUACUAUGUUCCAUAUGAAAUGUACCAGUGGCCCUCUUACCCUGACUACACAGCAGGAGCUGCAUAUGUAAUAUCAAAUGAUGUAGCAGCUAGAAUCUAUGAGGCUUCAUUGACUCUGAAUACAAGUCUUUAUAUAGAUGAUGUUUUCAUGGGUCUCUGUGCCAAUAAAGUGGGAAUUGUACCACAAUAUCAUGUAUUUUUUUCUGGGGAAGGAAAAGCUCCAUAUCAUCCCUGCAUUUAUAACAAGAUGAUGACAUCUCAUGGACACGUAGAUGAUCUUCGCCAGCUCUGGAAGCAGGCUACAGAUCCCAAAGUUAAAGAGAUUACUUCAGGGAUUUGGGGUAGAAUGUACUGCAGACUGGUCAAUAUUGUGCUUCUCUGUAAACUGUACUAUGUGGACACGUAUCCUUGUUCAGCUGCGUUUUCUUAAUACUUGAAUAUCUGCAUUGAAGAUCCACUGAGCCAAGACAGAGCAACAACAUUUUAGGUGUUUAUCCAAAAUGUAUGUAAACAUGGAAAGAGGUAAAAUUUACACGUGAAUACUUGGGGUGGGCAGAGGGAGAGGAAGAAGAUGGUCCCAAGGUCCCAGAUUCUGUUCAGAGACUUAUUGGAAUAGCUCUCCUGUUGUAUUUGUACUUUUUAUAUUGUAGCCUGUUCUUUUACACUCUUCAAGGGAUGUAAGUCUGGAUUAUAAGUGAACUAUAAUGGACUUGACUUCUAGACUUUGAAAUGCUUGUUGAAAAUACCUGUUUCUUUGAACUUGUCAGUAAGUCUUAAUGGCCUUUAUAAAAGCUAUGUGAACUAAGGCAUGUGGCAAAAAACCCCCUGUUAUAUCAGAAUGGAGUAGACCUUUCAAAGCAUGAGGAAAGUGUAACUUCUGACUUGAUGAAUGAGACUAUCACAGUAGUUUAAGGUAGUGUCAAAUAUUCACCAUUUCUCAGUGCUUCAUAUAAAGUCAGUCUGGACCUGCACAGCUGACAAAUAGUGAGUGGUAGAAAUGAAGCCCUGCUACAAUUGUUUUCUCAAAGCUGCCUAAAUCUUUGAAAUAGGGAAACAGUAUUUGGAUGCCCUCUGACUUGGUGGUUAAAUAACAAAGGAACCCCCUUUAGAACCUAAAGGUAUAAAAAGCCAAAUACCACUCAUGUGACUUGUUGGGCUAAUAGGUCUCUGUCUUCUGAAGACUGAAUCAGCACGUUUAAGAAGUCCAAUCUUUAAUAAGCAAAUAAGUUAAGUUAGUUUUCUUCUAAUAAUGCUUCUGUUUUCCAGUAUUCUAGAAGUGAAAAGCAAGCAAAAUUCCCCGGGAAUGUUACUUAGAGCUAGGUAAAGCCUUAAAAAAAACAGAAUUUCAUGCUUGUACUAACAGAGAGGGAGGAUAUUUUCUGUACAAACUUUGACUUUGCAUUGAAGGGAUAGGGACAUGGUGAUUCACACAAACUCAGUACACAAAUCAUAAUAACUAAAAUAUUUCUUCUGAAGUCAAAAUUGUCUCUAAAAUUUCAGGGUUGUUGGUGUCCAUAAACUCCUGUACCUUGAAUAUGUCUCAACAUUAAUAUCACUUGCAAAGGAACAAAAUGCCUGGGCUUUGUAAGCCAAAAGAGAGCCAAGUGAUGUGCAAACUGCAGCCCUUAUGAGUUGUCCUGUGGUGCCAUACAGAUACUGCAGAGAACCAGAGCUGCAGGCUGCCUGCAGUCCUUGCACAGCUCAGUCAUGGUGCUUCCACAGACUCUCAGGACAGAUAUCUUAGUUGCUAAUUGCCAAACCUGUGACAGCUGUACAGGACUUGCUAGUUUGAAGCUGUGAGUAGUAAACUUGGUGUAACUAACUGCUACUGCUCUUGGAGCUGUGCUGCAGGUUUUCUGGUUUGAAUGGAUAAUGGCAUCUGUCAGUGCAGACAGAAGCCAGGAGUGAGCUUGCUGACUGUUCUCUAAGCUGUUCAGAUGGAGGGUAGGUAGUUACUGGAGACAAGUCAAACAUGUAACUUUCUAUCACUGGUUUUGCAGAAGGAAGAUAAGGUUCCUAACUGGUCCCAAAUGUGGGGCAUAUAAAGAGCUGACAAAGAAAUAAUUUAUCAGUGUCAGAACAACUGAUGAGUAUAACAGCUGUACUUCAGAAGGAACAAAUCCAAUUCCUUUCUUGCCUAAACAAAUGGAUAAUAGUACUGGGGAUGUAGAUCUUUAUAACCUGUUGCAUACAGAGAAAAUAAAUGCACAUAUAGAGAAAGUAUUGUAUAUUGAAGGAAAGCUGCUUCAUCAUAUUUCUGACUUCUUGUGAGCCAUUCAAAUCAACAAAGCUGCACAGCAAAACUGCACUGCUAGAAAAGCCACCCUGUUCACUGAAGGGAAAGAGGGUCUUCAUAUGCAGUAUGCAAGCAAAAUGUGCUAGUAAGACUAUAGUCUUCCAGCAGAUCUACGUGUUGGGAUUUGUUUUCACUCGUACUUGCAGAAGUAAGGCAAUCUUUAAGUAGCUUUAACUAGCUAACAUCUAAAACGCUGCUUAAAUGUAGUUGCCAUUAUCUGAAAAUCACCAUUUAGACCAUUGAAAUACUUUGUUUUACAGUUGGUUUGAGCUUUGUUUGGAUUGUUUCUUAAUCUUAAAAGGGCCUUGAUGUUUGUAGUAUGCAUUUUCUUUUGCUGCAGUGAAAAGAAGUUGCUUGUUGAAUAAAAGGAAAGCAUGAAGACACUCCUUUCAAAAAGUAGAAGAGACAUAGAAAACUUCAUAUUUUCUGGUUCUAAACACAAAUGAAGAUUUGUACACUUCCAUCAGGAAUCUUUUUUAACAAUAGUCUCAGUGCUCCAAUGCAGGGCUGAUAGGUUUUACUUCAAAUAAAACUGUAUUAGCCUGAAUGGUCACUCCUCAUUAAGAGUUUGACAUUGUUGCACAGCAUAUUUAAUGCUAUUUUUUUAUCUGUUUGUUUGGUUUGCAUCAGUUUCCCUUUGAUAUUACUAAUUUUUAUACAAAAUAUUCAAUAUUUAUUCUUAAACUUUGCUCUGUACCACAGAAAGACAGUUGUUUUGUAAAAUUUGUUUUGAAUAAACAGACUUAUUUCUUUUAAAAAAACCUAAGAAUACAGAAAA
This is a messenger RNA of Melospiza melodia melodia, 4373 nucleotides long. It is a transcript of the gene B3GNT5, whose product is annotated as UDP-GlcNAc:betaGal beta-1,3-N-acetylglucosaminyltransferase 5. The transcript is spliced from 3 exons. NCBI's taxonomy places the organism in Eukaryota, Metazoa, Chordata, Aves, Passeriformes, Passerellidae. Gene Ontology annotation, cellular component: Golgi membrane. The record is from RefSeq and is a predicted model, not a curated record. The coding region runs from base 593 to 1729 and encodes 378 amino acids.